UAAAUAAAAAAAAAGAGAGAAAGAGCAGAAGAAAGUGAAAGAAAGGAGAAAUUGAAGAGAUGGAGGAGGAGGAGGAGGGGGAAGAGGAGGGGCACUUCAAUUCGGAGUUACUCAAGCACACAGCGUGGACAGAAGUGAUUCCCCCUAUCCCAGACCCACGCAUGGUGCACGGGCUGCAUAUUAUAGGCAGACAGGAGCGAGAGAGAGAGAGAAAGAGAGAGAGAGAGAGAGAGAGGGAGAGAGAGGUGAGGAGGACGAGGAGGAGGAGAGAGGGAGUGUGUGUUUCUUCCUUGAGAGGGAGUCUGAACCACUUCAGCCUGCCUGCGCUGCUGGAGCCCGAUAAUAACUACAGGACUGACUGCUCUGGAUGAAUGUGCUUUCGUCUCUCCCACCUCCUCCGAACCGACAGGAAAUCUCAUUCACAAAGACUGGGUGAUUUUAAAACCCCAAUCAAUAGUGAGCAGAGGGAAAGAGAAGAGAGAGAGAGAGAGGGUCAGAUGUUUUCCCCUUUCUUUGCUCUUCGACGUGCGUGAAGCGGAGACGCACCUGCGAGAGUGACUGCGUGCCCCUCUUCUCUGCACUGAGAAACCCAACGGGGCUGCUGCUGCUGCUGCUGCUGGGCUGAGGCUGCAUGCACUUUACAGACUGGACCAGUGCACUGGGAGAAAGACAGAAAGAGAGAGAGGGAGAGAGAGAGAGAGAGAGGGUGAAACAGAGAUUGGAUGGAUUCCUCUCCUCCUCUGGCACUCCACAGGCGCUCAUUCAUUUAUUGAAGCCCAACCGACGACAGCAUGCCAAGCGCAGACUCCAGCGGCAGAGCUCGCUACAGACUUUCCAACAAAGGACCGGAGUGACACGUCCUCACCUGCGCAGCAUCCGCGCAGGACCCGCGCGACUUUGGCACCCAUCCUGGACACCUGCAGGACACAUCGGACGCAGAGAAGUGAGAAGUGAGGAAACCCCUCGUUUAUGGGCCCAAAGCCCCGCGAGGCCCCUGGGAUGGCGUGCAGCGCGUGCUACUACCUGGUUAUCAGCUCCACGCACCUGAGCAAUGGACACUUUCGGCGCGUCAAGGGAGUCUUCAGAGGACCGCUGUGUCCCACUGCGACCAGCGACUCACCGGAGCGUGCAGAGAGGGCUCUGGGCUGCUCAGUGGAGGAUCUGAAGGCUCUAUUCUACUGUGAGCUGUGUCACAAGCAGUACCUCAGACACCAGGAGUUUGACAACCACAUCAACUCCUACGACCAUGCACACAAGCAGAGGCUGAAGGAACUCAAGCACAGGGAGUUUGCUCGCAACGUGGCCUCAAAAUCAUGGAAGGACCAGCGUAAACAGGAGAAGGCUCUCAGACGGCUGCACCAGCUAGCACAGCUGCAACAGGAAACCCAGCGAGUUCCAGGAAGGACUUCUGGACUAAGAAGUGCAGUCAGGGCUGUGAGACAGCAGCAAGAUAAAGACGUGGACCAAAGAGAGCGCAGCCCUGAGGACAAAUCCGAACACUUCAGCCACACCCAGACACCCCCUCCUACGCAACCCAGGACAGCACGUCUCAGCCAGCAGCCAGAAGAUCCAUGCCAAUCUCCCUCCCAGAUACCGCCGGCCACUGCUCUAGCAGAGUCCCCACUAACUCCACAUCAGGCAUCCGAUACAGAGCCUCCUGCAGUGUACCCCCAGUCUUGUCUGGGCUUGUGUCCCCAGCUGCCUCUCCCUGGGCGGGGGAGAGUGGGAGGCAGGCUUGGGGUGUCCUUCUGCUUCUCACGCAGGGGGCCCAGGCUGGAGCCUUCCGCCUCCGUCUUCUCAGACCUGGAGGAGGAGGAGAGAGAGAAGAGGGAACAAAUGAGGGAGAGGAUAAAGGGGAUGAUGGAAGAUAUUGACAGGAGAAUUGGGGCAGCAGAGGAGGAGAAACACAGCGAGAGUGAAAAGCAAGAGUCCAGAUUUGACAGUGUUAGACUAAACGACACGGAGUCAGCCCCCAGAGAGGCUGUCAGAGAAGAAGAGGAGAUUGAAAAAAGAGACGCAUUGAAAGCACACUCUACUAUUUCCACAGCGGCACCUGAUAAUCAGAGCCAUGAUUCACUAUUCUUGCCAUCACAGACCCAGGUGGCCCUAUGGGGCACAGCGCUAGCAGGGGCACACAUGGACACUGAACACACAGACAGCGAGACGGAGAGAAAGCAAGAAACAGAGGUAGGGAGUGUGUGUGUGCUAGGGAAAGACGGCUCUACCCGUCUGAGGUGGCCUGUCAAUUUGCUCAUGCUCACCAAGUCUCAACCGCACAUCUCCUACAGCUGCAACCCGCUCCGCUUGAUCCCACAACAACCAGAACAACUCACAGAGGAUCUGCAGGAAAUACAACAGAAUCAGUUGUGUGCUCUCUCAGAUGAAUCAGAUCCACGUGUGCCAGCUAUUCUUACACCUCCCUGUUUACAAAGACAGACAAGACAAGAGCUGAAAGCACACAGGCAGGCAAAAGCCGAGGAUAAUUUCAAGGCAGAGCAACAUAUCGAUGCGGAGACAGAAGCACACCUGUUCCUGAAGAACGAAAACCUUUCAUCGUCAGAAACAAGACCAGAGAGAGGAAGAUGCACGCUAAGUAUGGAGAACUGUGCGAGGACAGCCUCCCAUCCAUUUGACCCUGCUCAUAGUGACAGCUCUGACACAAACUCCCAGAAUCCUCUGGGAGGCAGAUUAGGGGGUGCGAGAGGGAUCAGGGAGAGCGCAGUCAUAGCCCUGAGCUGUAAAUUAGAGUCUGUCACCCAGCCUGGCACACAGAGGAUGUGCAUCAGCCCGUCCAGGUGCGAGUGUGGGAGUGAGACAAUGUGCGAGUGUGCCAGCGCUCCGCAGCCGUACGUGGGCGUCUCAGAAGUGCCACGCAAAAAGAGGAAAGCCAGCACAAAGAAACACAAGGUGGGAAAGAGGAAGAGGGGCGAGAAGGAGAAAGCUUCAAAUAAGCGCCAAUCAGCAAGGUGCAAAGUGAGGAGUGUUGUCUCUACAGUCUCCACUGGCAGAGAGAGGAGUGGGGAAGCUGGAACGAGCUGGGGGAAGAAAAGGAGGCAAAGGCAGACGGGGGAGACGACGAGGAGGAGGAGGGUGCAGAGAGCAGGGAGCAGCUGUCUCCUGGGGAGAUGUGAGGCUGAGCCAGUAUCUGUCUCUGUCAGGAGGAGGAGGCCUCACAGGAGCCACAGCGCUGAAUCCCAGUCCCAGCCAGACAGAGAGCAGGCAGAGCACUGCAGUGCCUACUCCCAGCUCGCCAGACACACGGCAGACAGGCACAACGAGGGGGAGGGAACGCGAGACGGAGAUGCGGCGACUUUUCCCUGGCGGUCUCACUUCUCCUUACACUCCUUCUCACCAGGAUGUAACUCAAAGCUGUUUUGGGAAAGGGGUCACCAUAGCAACCCCAGGAGUUUCAUUGACUGCUGUUACCCUGACAACAGCUGUGGUUGCAGCUCGGCGAGAAAGAGAAAACUCCUCCACAGGGACAGGAAAUUCAUUCAUAGUAAGAGGAAGAGUUCGAGGCACCGUGAAGUCUGGGAGGAGACAGAGAGGGGAAGGAGAACGGGUUGCAGAGACAGGGGCCCGAUUUCAGAUACUGAACCGUGGGAGUGGAUGAGGGGAGGCUGUCCUGGAGGCAGUGAGGAGGGCAGGUCAAGGAGUGGCUGGAGAUCGAGAAACAGAGCAGCAGAGUGGGACCGGGUGGCGAGGUUUAGCCCCAGUCCUGGCAGCUGGGGCAGGAGACGCAGACGUCUCAGCACAGAAGAUGUCGACUGGGACAGGUGUAGCGUGGACAGAUGGACGUGGGGCAGCAGUGACAGCUGGGAAGACCGGGGGACACACAGAUCCACGUCGGGCUCCAGGACAGGGGCAGACAGCAGAGACAGCCCGGGCUGUGUGUGGAAAUGUGCGGGCACCAGACGCUCAAGCUCGAGACACUUCUCCAGUCCCGAGUGGUGGACAAGUAGGCAGACAUUCAGCCCCCAGAGUGUGAUCAACACACGGGCCAGCAGAUGCCACAGCCCGCGCUCCUGCAGCCCCUGCAGCAGCACCAGCAUGUCCGAGCUGAGCUGGGAGUGGAGCAGGAGCAGCACCUGCUCAGGAGUCACGGUGGACGGGUUGGCAGUUAGCUCAACCAGGACGUCCUCAGGAGCUCCAGGACUCUCAUCUGAGGCCCCUCAGGAGGUGAAGAAGCAGAGUAGCCCCGCGUCUAGUUCAUCCCCCCUUACCACUUGCUCCUCCUCGCCUCAAAGAUCCUCUUUUGCUCCCACAGUCCCAGGCCUCAACACACACCAUUGUGACGCAAGCCCUUCUCAACUUAAGGAGCCAAAUUUGCAGUCUGACCUUGGCCAUGGACCCUCUGCCCUUGUCAACACAAGCAGGUCAGGCGCAACUCUUCCCGGACUAUCCCCCAGUAAGCCACAGAAACCAGCCAGGAUGUUGCUUCUCCCUCUCAUAGGGAAACUACCUGCAAUCCAGAGAGAGGCUAGGAGGAAAAAAGGGCUGCUGGAGAAGAGUCAGGAGAAGGAGGGAGAGGAGGAAGAGGAGGCUAGAGGAAUGGAUCCUGGAGCGCUCGUGAACAGUCAGAAAUGUCCCCUGGACACGGUUGAGUCAAACCCCAGCAGUUUGCCAAAUCUCUGUCCGUCACAGAUUAGGACUGAUGACAAGCAGACAGGUGGAGAAACGGCUCCGCCAAUCAGCUUUACCGCUGAGGAGAUGGACAAAUAUCGCCUCCUGCAAGAGCAGGCGAGAGAGCACAUGCAGAAAGUCCUGGAACAGACGCAAGAGAGCGCAGACAUCCACAGAAAGACAAACUACACACACACGGCACAGACAGAGAGCUGUGGGACUUCAGAGGAACAGUACACAGUUGCACCCAUGCACAACUCUUUGCGGCCUCAAACCCAGUCACUUCACACAGACACGAUGCAAACACAAGCACAGCACACCCUCCAGGUCAGUCUCCCACUUCCACAUGUGACCCCACAGGAGAACUUUACCCAUCAACCCAUGGCUCUGAGAGUUCCCAACCUCCCCCAUCUCUCCAGCCUCCAUCAUAUCAUUUUACAACACGCAGCCCUCUCUGUGCCGCCCUCCUCUUCAUCCUCUUCCACCUCAUCCACCUCCCCUUCCAUCCACCCACACCCAUCUCAGCUCGCUCACCCCCUGCCCCCUCUCCACCCCUCCCUCCAUCACCACCUUCACCUCUCUCCCUUCUCCAUAUCCUCCCUGUUUCCCUCCAUCCUGCUGUCCCAUCACCCCAUCCCUCUCCUCCACCAGUCCCCCGCUUUUCACGCGACCCCGCUCGCUCCGCUCUCCCAAGUAGCACUGCAACCCUUGAACGCACAGUCUUUCAUGGACAGAGCGUGGCCGGUGAGGUUUCAACAGAAGGCGUUGUGAUUUUCAAAGUGCGGCUGCCAUGUUUAUUAAUCUUCCUUGGCAACAUAAACUAGUGAGAGAAACAGAGGGAAUUUUUGGUUGGGACAAAAGCCUGCUUUUUGAAAUGUGGAUGUGUCACUGCUUUUACCAGAAUCAACUCCAACUCGUAUUCGCAUAUGCCCUCACAAACACACACAUUCACACACACACACUCACACACAAACAGCCCAACUAUUGACUGUUUUCAAAUGAAAAUGUGUUUCUCCAUCUAGCCUCUGCUGUGUUGCAGCAGACAUUGAGAAAACAGACUUUGAUCCUUUGCUUUUUUUCCAUCAUUCCUGGAAUAAAAGGGAAAGGUGCACCUGCUAUUCAAAGACAAGCUGGGCUUGUGUCAUCCUCUCUCUUUCCUUCUGAACCACAGACAGACCAGCUGCCUUUUGAAGUAUCCUUCAUGCCAGGGACGGAGGGACAAGAAAGAGUGAUAAUACUCUCCCCUUAUCUCCAUUUCAUACAGGUUAUCCGAGUUAGAGUGUGACUUUCAACAAACAUAAAUAACGUUCCUGGGGCAUAGCGCUAGGGUAUUGUAACCUUGUUGUAUACUGUAUUUGUGUGUGUGUAUAAGGUAAAGGUAAUUUUGGACUGACACACACACAUACACAGUAGGAAGGACAACAACUAAUUUCCAUAUCUGACACAUGUAAAGACCUGUUUUGUCUCUAUAGUGUAAAUAUCCUGACAGUGAGUAAUAACAUUAGAAUCAUGGGAAACAAUAAAACAAAAGGUGGAUUUAACCUUGAACACUGGUACGAUGCUUAUUUCACACUCAAUGGCUUCAGCGAUACAGACACUUCAACAGCUUGUCACGCUCAGAUCUUUUUUUUCUUCCACACAGCAUUUAAAAGAAACAGUUGUUGAGACAGCAAUGAAUGAAUCGGAUGUGUUACAUUAAAACUUGAGUGAGAAUAAACGGGCAUUAAUGCUUUUUCUUAUUCUGUCUGAUUCAUGUCGAUCUCAUGUUGCAACAUGUUCUACUUAAAUAAUUGAUAGUCCUACUGUGUGGUUUACCACAUCUCACUGUGAGGCCCAGAAUUCCUCAGACUCCUUUAAGAGAUCGCAGACCAGUCGCUGCAAACCUUUCUUGCUCGUGACCCCUUAACUUGAAGCAAUGUCUACUUGUGACCCCAUGUCACAUGUCUAUGAACCGUGAGCAUGUCAGUUGCAAAGAGAUUUUCCCAAUGUAGUAAGUUUCAGGUGUCGCAGGUGGUAAAACUAUACCGUAUU
Sebastes umbrosus (honeycomb rockfish) is the source of this 6654-nucleotide messenger RNA. RefSeq names its product G patch domain-containing protein 8-like. Lineage: Eukaryota; Metazoa; Chordata; Actinopteri; Perciformes; Sebastidae. Gene Ontology annotation, cellular component: nucleus. Bases 970 to 5394 code for a protein of 1474 amino acids. The record is from RefSeq and is a predicted model, not a curated record. The transcript is spliced from 5 exons.